Molecule: messenger RNA, 1503 nt
Organism: Mucor velutinosus
Lineage: Eukaryota; Fungi; Mucoromycota; Mucoromycetes; Mucorales; Mucoraceae
Product: phospholipid:diacylglycerol acyltransferase
Exons: 9
Coding region: 1-1503 (500 amino acids)
Biological process (GO): protein geranylgeranylation
Cellular component (GO): Rab-protein geranylgeranyltransferase complex; cytoplasm
Molecular function (GO): Rab geranylgeranyltransferase activity
Source: RefSeq, a predicted model, not a curated record
AUGAGUGAUGUACAUGGAAGAAAACGCGAAAAGACAACCGAGGAAGUUGUCAAGGCUCGAAAGGCAAAAGAAGCCGUGAAAAUCAAAGAGUACAAUCAGCUUGUGGAUGAGUGCCGAGAAAAGAUGAAAAACGAGGUAUACAACCAAGACACCUUCAAAUUGACGAGCCAACUAGUGGAAUGGAAUCUGGACUAUUACACCAUUUGGAACUAUCGACGCAUUUUACUGCAAGAGUGUAUACUGAAAGGAUUAGACGCCGAGGAGCAGCAAAAGGUGUACAACAAGGAACUGAUGCUCUUUUUGCAAUUGAUCAAAAAGAACCCCAAAUCAUACUGGAUGUGGAAUCAUCGCAUCUGGUGUCUGCAAAACAUGCCAAAGCCAGACUGGCAAGCAGAGUUGGGUCUGGUGGAAAAGAUGCUGACCAUGGAUGCUCGCAAUUUUCACGGUUGGGACUACAGACGGUUUGUUGUGGGUCACUUGCGAAGGAACGCUAGCAACGAUCCUGAAGCACUGACUAACAUUAUUCAACAAGAGUACAAGUUUACCACACAAAAGAUCAACCAAAGUUUCAGCAACUACUCGGCGUGGCAUCAGCGAUCCAAGCUGCUUCCAGAAAUUGUCGCCUCCAUGACAGCUGAAGAGAAGAACCAAGUGGCCCUGAAUGAGCUCGAUCUCGUCAAAAAUGCAAUUUACACAGAUCCCGAGGAUCAGUCUGCUUGGCUGUAUUACUGGUGGCUAUUAGGCAGAGCCCCUGACCAUGUCACAUUGUUUGGAGCGUAUCAGAUAGAAAGUGAUCCGUCAAUUGUGAUUCUUGGAUUCAAUGAUAAAAUCAAGUUUACGCAAAAGCCUCGACUAUUGAACGAACAAGGUCAAACGGUAGACUGCAGGCUGUAUCCCUUUGAUUCAAACAACCAGAGUGCAGCGUCGAUUUGGAUAUUACAGCAGCAGACAACAAGCACUGCAAAGCGAGUGGUGAUUGAUGCCAAUGUCAUCUUGCCUAGCACUAGUGCAAAAUCAAUACCGCAUGACACGGUGUGGAAUUUAGGGUUGGAGAAGCUGGAUUGCAAUAUGGGCUCUUUGGAAUCAAGAUUAUCAGAUGAAUGGAAGCCGCCAGCAACUCAAAUGUACACAGAUCCCACGCUGGAUGAUCAGACAUCUUGGUUCACGCUGGAUAAGCUCAAUUUGUUUAAAGCCGAAAUAGAGACAGUGAGGGAACUACUUGACAUUGAGCCUGAUAGUGCUUGGGCGCUUCAAACACUUGUCCACUUUUUGACGCAACUGGCAGCCUAUAAAAAGCAGGAUCAGGUGACCAUCUAUGCAGAAAUUGUGGACACAUUAGAUAAAUUGUGUGACAUUGAUAGUGAUAGAAAAUUGCGCUACAAGGAUUUGAAAACAGACAUUGUCUUUAAACAACUGACAAGUACUUGGGCUCACUGGACAGCGUCCCCCUCUACUCGGUUCUCUUGCUCGUGCCCACCAUCAAAACAACCAGCAAAAAACUAG